This is a messenger RNA of Neopsephotus bourkii (Bourke's parrot), 1923 nucleotides long. RefSeq names its product archain 1 (gene ARCN1). Gene Ontology annotation, biological process: endoplasmic reticulum to Golgi vesicle-mediated transport; Golgi localization; retrograde vesicle-mediated transport, Golgi to endoplasmic reticulum. NCBI's taxonomy places the organism in Eukaryota, Metazoa, Chordata, Aves, Psittaciformes, Psittacidae. The transcript has 10 exons. The coding region runs from base 132 to 1664 and encodes 510 amino acids. Gene Ontology annotation, cellular component: cytosol; COPI vesicle coat. The record is from RefSeq and is a predicted model, not a curated record.
GCCAACCACGCCCCGCGCGCCGUGCGUGACGGCGCUUCCGGCUGGGGACGUGGCUCGGCGCCGCCAUCUUGUGCGGCUGCCCGAGGGACGCGGAGGGACCGAGCGCCGAGCCCCGCGCCGCCGCCGCCGCCAUGGUGCUGUUGGCAGCAGCCGUGUGCACGAAGGCAGGAAAGGCCAUCGUGUCCCGGCAGUUCGUGGAGAUGACGCGCACCCGCAUCGAGGGGCUGCUGGCGGCGUUCCCCAAGCUCAUGAACACGGGGAAGCAGCACACGUUUGUGGAGACGGAGAGCGUGCGGUACGUCUAUCAGCCCAUGGAGAAGCUCUACAUGGUGCUGAUCACCACCAAGAACAGCAACAUCCUGGAAGACCUGGAAACACUCCGACUCUUUUCCAGAGUGAUCCCUGAAUAUUGUCGAGCUCUGGAGGAGAACGAGAUCUCUGAGCACUGCUUUGACCUGAUUUUUGCCUUUGAUGAGAUUGUUGCCCUGGGCUACCGUGAGAACGUCAAUCUGGCCCAAAUUCGGACCUUCACUGAGAUGGAGUCGCACGACGAGAAGGUGUUCCGAGCAGUCCGAGAGACUCAGGAGCGCGAAGCAAAAGCUGAGAUGCGCCGUAAAGCCAAGGAGCUGCAGCAAGCCCGGAGGGAUGCAGAGAGGCAGGGCAAGAAGGCGCCUGGGUUCGGGGGCUUUGGGAGCGUGGCCGUGUCCGGGGGCACGACGGCGACCAUGAUCACGGAGACCAUUAUUGAGACAGAGAAGCCCAAAGUGGCUCCAGCGCCUGCCAGGCCCUCGGGUCCCAGUAAAGCCUUGAAACUUGGCGCUAAGGGGAAGGAGGUGGACAACUUCGUAGACAAGCUGAAAUCGGAGGGAGAAAAUAUCCUGACUGCUGUAGGGAAGCGCUCCACAGAAGCAGCCAAAGUUCUUGCUCCUCCUGUUAACAUGGAGAGCGUGCACAUGAAAAUAGAGGAGAAAAUCUCCCUGACUUGCGGCCGUGAUGGAGGGUUGCAGAGCAUGGAGCUGCACGGCAUGAUCAUGCUGCACAUUGCCGAUGAGAAGUUUGCACGGAUUCGCCUGCAUGUGGAAAAUGAGGACAAGAGGGGAGUGCAGCUACAGACUCACCCAAAUGUGGACAAGAAGCUCUUCACUACAGAAUCGCAGAUUGGCUUGAAGAACCCAGAGAAGUCAUUCCCUAUUAACAGCGACGUGGGGGUGCUGAAGUGGAGGUUGCAGACCACGGAGGAGUCCUUCAUUCCAUUGACAAUUAACUGCUGGCCAUCAGAAAGCGGCAGCAGUUGUGAUGUUAACAUUGAAUACGAGUUGCAAGAGGAGAGCCUGGAGCUGAACGAUGUGAUCAUCACCAUCCCCUUGCCGUCUGGUGUCGGCGCUCCAGUGAUCGGGGAGAUUGACGGUGAGUAUCGCCACGACAGCCGGAGAAACCUCCUUGAGUGGUGCCUGCCAGUGAUAGAUGCCAAAAACAAGAGCGGCAGCCUGGAGUUCAGCAUAGCAGGGCAGCCAAAUGACUUCUUCCCAGUGCAAGUCUCCUUCAUCUCCAAAAAGAACUAUUGCAACAUACAGGUUACCAAAGUGACCCUGGUGGACGGGAACAGCCCUGUCAGGUUUUCUACUGAGACCACCUUCCUGGUGGACAAGUACGAGGUGCUGUAACGCGCCGCAGCGCAGGCAGCUUUUUUAAAUCUAAGAAAAAAAGAAAAAGAAAAAAAAAAAGAGGCCGCAGUUGAUUGUGAAUGUUGGGAAUGUGGGAAUGCCGCAGCCCCCCGCGGAGGAAGACGCGUGGCUCUGCCGCCUGCCGCGCUCCCAGGGCACGGACACUUUUGGCAGAGAUUUGACGUGCUCACAGGGGGAAAGGCUACCAAUUUCUUUGGCAGAUUUUCCCCGGCCGGCAGGAAAGCGCCACCUCCACCGC